CUACCAACAUCUACCCUUCUACUAAUGGACGCCAACGAGCACCACCCAUGGUGGGACCCAGGCAGUAGCAAUACGAGCCAAGGCGGCCAACAACUAGCAGAUUGGAUAGAAGACCAACACCUUAGCCUUCUUAACACGCCAGGAACGGCCACUUUCUUUAGACCCCAUCUAUCUAGAGAAACAACUCUAGAUCUAUCAAUCGCGACACCAGAUCUAGAAGACAAAGUAAAAGACUGGCAAAUAAUAACAGAAACCGGAUCUGACCACUAUGGGAUACUCUUCGCAAUU
Bipolaris sorokiniana ND90Pr is the source of this 288-nucleotide messenger RNA. RefSeq lists its product as uncharacterized. NCBI's taxonomy places the organism in Eukaryota, Fungi, Ascomycota, Dothideomycetes, Pleosporales, Pleosporaceae. Gene Ontology annotation, molecular function: catalytic activity. The annotation marks the transcript as partial. The transcript has a single exon. The record is from RefSeq and is a predicted model, not a curated record.